Messenger RNA from Candidula unifasciata, 270 nucleotides. NCBI's taxonomy places the organism in Eukaryota, Metazoa, Mollusca, Gastropoda, Stylommatophora, Geomitridae. The record is from the annotation of a GenBank genome assembly.
AUGGCGCAAGGUAAAUUUAAGAGCCCGAAAAUUCAGGUACCCGGACAAAAGGACAAGGGUGCUAGAAAAAAACAACCUUUUAUUAAAAAGGGUGCCAUGAGCAUAGCACCCAAGAAACAAAGACUAUUAGCAUGCAUCGAAGAUGAACUAACAGCUAAAACAGUUGCAUUAGAGCCUCGGUCCCUCUCUAUGCUCAAACCUUCUACAUCCAAGGGAAAAUCAAACACCAAGGGGAAAUCAAAUACUAAGGGAAAAUCAAAUAAAUCUUGA